Messenger RNA from Zootermopsis nevadensis, 2418 nucleotides. NCBI's taxonomy places the organism in Eukaryota, Metazoa, Arthropoda, Insecta, Blattodea, Termopsidae. The record is from RefSeq and is a predicted model, not a curated record.
UAUCUUGCAUAUAGGAUGACAGUUUAUGAUAUUCAUAAAGUUCUUUUGCUGCUUCUACUCGUAAUACCACCACCACUAUGGAAAAGGAGUGUACGUUAUCAAUGGGUGGUAAAUAACCACGAGAUGUUAAUUACCAGAGACUAUAAACAGCAAGAUAGUUGUCGGAUUUUAGGUUUUCAGAGCGAUGUUAAGGAACUCUCCCAGAGAUGUGUUGGAGGUCAGGAACUACAGCAGCAACGUCAGAAAAUACAAACUCUUGCAGAUGAAACUAACAACCAGCUAAAGAAAAAUGUGUAUCAGAAUUAUAUGCAGUUCAUCGAGACUGCCAAAGAAAUAUCUCAUCUUGAAAGUGAGAUGUAUCAAUUGUCACACAUGUUGUCAGAACAGAGAUCUCUGUUGUCAUCCCUUGCUACAACCUCAUUACUAGGAGACAAGAUCCCCAGUGCUAUUGACAAUGAUGGAGCAGUUGGCACCCCUGGGGAGGGAGAGGAGGGAAAGGAAGAAGAAGAAGAAGAGAGGAGACGAAAAUUGGCAGCCAUUCUGGAAAAAGUUGAAGGAUGUGUGACCCUGCUGGAGACUCCAGGACGUACAAUAAUCCAUGAAGGGGACUUGCUAGAGCUGGAUCCCAUUGAAAAUGGCGCACUCCAGCGAGUGCAUGCUUAUUUGUUUAGUGAUGGUUAUAUGAUAGCAUCGUGGAUACCCAAUAGGCGUGGUCCAGUUCGUUACAAAUUUGAAGCCAUGUAUGAGUUGGGGAGUCUUGCUGUUGUAAAUGUGCGAGAUAUGAGCAGUGUGAAGAUGGCAUUUAAAUUGUUGGCAUUCCCGGACACAAGGGUGUUCCAGUGCACCAGUAAUCAGAGCAAGAAAGAAUGGUUAGAUAAAUUUGAGCAAGCAAAGAAAGCUCGCCUUGCACAAGAUCAGUUGAAACGGGAAUCAACAAAUAUAACUGAACGUUCACCAUUAAGACCAUCACAUUCUGAAUCACUGGAGUCUCCUAGCAAUCCAUUUGAAGAUGCAGAUGAUUCCAUUCCUGAAGCUGAGCUGCCUGAGUGGCUUUUGGAGGUUCCAGAAGAUUUGGAUGUCUGUAUUGCACAACGUCACUUUGAGGAGGCUUACAACCUGUUGGAGAGGGCACGAGAGUUUCUUGAUAAGAAUACUACCACAGAUCCUGUUAUCACAGACAUUAGGCGCAAAGUGGAAGCUCGUGUGAAAGCUCUGACAGAAGUCCUGAUGAAGGAGUUGGAGGUCUCGCCUGACAAAUCUCUGCAAGGAGGUCUGCGGGCUGCCAGAAGAGCAGUCCGUCUGCUGAAUCAGUUGGGCCGUUCGACACAGGCAUGUGACUUGUUCCUGAAAUUGUGCAGUUGCAUACUGAAGACACAGUUGAAACGUGUCAAGAGAGAAGGUGCUACUAUUCUGUAUGUGCGGCAAAUUGGAGGAAUCUUCUUCUCCAACCUGACAGACAUGACUCGUGAAUUCCUUCGAGCAUUUCCGCAUUCCCCCAGCUGUGCCUCAGCAUUUGUGGUGUGGGCAGGCUCAGAGUUGACACACCUGACAUCUCAUCUCAUCAAGCAGAUUUUCAUGCCCCAAUCAUCCAUCACAAUGUUGGCUGAGUGUAUCACAUGUGUUAGGAUUCAGUGUGACCAGCUUUGUGAGCUUGGUGUGGAUCUGCGAUACCAGCUGGAUGGUUUGUUGCGUACCCCAUUAACACGAGCAUUGCGUGAUGCACGGGAGAAACUGGUAGAUGCGGUCAAGCUUCGGGCAGCAGAGGACAAGUGGCGCCCCAUGAAUCUGCAGAGUAAGGCUGGCCUAACAAAAUUUCUGCAAGAAAUGAGUGAUAUUGGCAUAGCCAGUAUACACACAUAUGUUACAGGGGACUGCUGGUUGGGGCUAACUGGCAACACUGUGGCCUUCAGCAAGUUGUAUCUGACACUGCUAGAGGACUGUCUUCGUUUGGCGACACCAGAACUUCUGUACACAGUGGAUGAAGUGCUUAGUGGUGUGUUCCAAGCUCAGAUACUACAUGUAGAAGCUUCGCUGUCCAGCGAUAAGUACAAGGCUGAGAGCAAGUUUAUACAGAAAAAUGCAGGUUUCCUCUUGGACACACUGCUGACCCUUGCCGAGCACUGCUAUGAGGAGAAGAUUGGAAAUCCAUGUGCUAAAUUCAGCAGACUUCGUGAUGACUACUCCUGGCUCAAGAAAGACACCAGCAUCAAGAAAUCUGUGAAACCUGUCACUAAAUACUCCACAACAGAAUACAUCUAAGUGUGUUGUUACAGGAAUAUUUGUAUAUUUCAUUCACGUUGUGCUGUAAAGAGAUCUGUAACAAGACAUUUUUACUUGGUUUCAAUAAUGCUUAAACAGCAGUGUACAUAUAGGCAUUCUGUGCAGUGAUGUAAUAAAUACUGACCCUCAUUCCCAGUC